Molecule: messenger RNA, 1807 nt
Organism: Drosophila willistoni
Lineage: Eukaryota; Metazoa; Arthropoda; Insecta; Diptera; Drosophilidae
Product: transcription factor grauzone
Exons: 4
Coding region: 1-1773 (590 amino acids)
Biological process (GO): regulation of transcription by RNA polymerase II
Cellular component (GO): nucleus
Molecular function (GO): RNA polymerase II transcription regulatory region sequence-specific DNA binding; DNA-binding transcription factor activity, RNA polymerase II-specific; zinc ion binding
Source: RefSeq, a predicted model, not a curated record
AUGAAUGAAAUGAUAUGCCGUCUUUGUCUGGAGGAGGGCCAAGAUGGACUCUCCAUAUAUGAGCUGGCUAAGUUCAUUGAAGAGCAUCUCAACCUCAAGAUGGAAGAGAACGAUGAGGAUCUUGUUAACCAGAUGUUAUGCCAGAGAUGUUGGCAACAGAUUAAAGAUUUCCAGGAAUUUUGCCUUAUGGUAGACGAGAGGCAAAGAAACUUUGCAAUUAAAGUGGAACAUGAUGAGGAGCAGAUGGGCCCAGAACCUGCCGUCGUUGUGUGGAAUAUGGAAGAUGAAGUGGAACAGGAGGACUUUAAAUAUAUGUUAUGCGAGCCAGAAAAUGAUGCCCUUAACGAUGAUCCAGCAGCAGCAACAGUAGCAACAACUACUCCCGAAGAGCAGCCAGAUGAAUCUUUGGAUGUGAAGCCAAAACGGAGAAAAAGACGUAAUGAAGAAGCUAAAGAGCCAUCUUUACCGCAAAGACAAACCAGACAGCGAGGCCGAGAAGCAGCAGCAGCAGCGAAGAAACAAGCGACUCCUCCGAAUGCAGCGUCUGCUUCAAAAGGUAGAUUGGUUAAACGUUUGACCAUCAAAGAAAUCGGCAAAAAGUGUCAGAAGAACCGCGUAGUAGUGGCCAAAAAGGUAGUAACUCCUCCGAAUUCAGAGUCAGCAGACCCGGCAUCUAUUUCCGAAGAUCGUUUAGCCAAACGAUUAAAUAUCAAGGAAAUGGAUGAGUUUAUAGCCGCUAAUGUAAAUCUGGAUUGCUGUCUAUGUGGGGCAUCCUUAACUGAUUUCAUCGAUCUCAAGCGCCAUUUUCGAUCAGCGCAUCAGUGUACGGGUUAUGUAAAAUGUUGCAAUAAUCGGUAUAAGAAGCGAACCCUUUAUGUGGACCAUUUGCAUUAUCACAAGGACCCCCAAUAUUUUAGCUGCCAACCGUGUCAGAAAAGUUUUCUCAAUCGUAAUAGCCACGAUAUGCAUAUGUUAAGGUUUCAUUCCAAACAGCAGGAGCUAGUGCAUCAAUGUGGCAUUUGUGAGGCAAAAUUUGCAAAGAAAUAUCUUUUAACAAUGCAUCUUAAGGGGCACAAGGGACUAGAACGCCCGGAGGAAUGCGAAACAUGCGGCAAGAGCUUCCGUACUAAAUUUGAACUCGCUGCCCAUGUGAAGCGGAUGCAUGAUUCCGAUUUUACUCCAGUUAUAUGUGACAUUUGCGGCACCCAUUUUCGUUGCAAGGCUAAUUUUCUUAUUCACAAAAAAUCUCUGCAUCCAGAAGGACCUGUCGAUGAAGUGCAAUGCAAAUUGUGCGGUCGUUGGUUAAGAGACGAACGAAGUAUGCGAAAACAUCUAGCCCGUCACGAUGAUCGAGAUGGAGAUACCAAAUAUCGUUGUUCCCUGUGCCAGGUGGAGAAAUCAUCGCGUGUGGCGCUAAGCAGUCACAUGAGAUAUCAUCAUUCAGAGAAGAAGCACAAAUGCAAUUUGUGUGGAAAGGAAUUUAAGCUACCUAGAGCAUUGGCGGAGCACAUGGCCACCCAUACGGGCAUCGAUUUGUAUUCGUGUGCCUUCUGCCCGAGGACCUUUAAAUCGCAUGCCAAUAUGCACAAUCACAAAAAGAAAAUGCAUCCAAAUGAAUGGGUGAGAAAGUAUUCACAACCUAGCAACAAAUCCAGCCUAAAUGCGAAUUUAGACCUAGCAGCAACUGAUGGAGUGGAAAUACCAACUUCAGAUACCAUGCAAGAAACAGUCCUCUACGACACUUGUCCUCCUCCCAUAACACCGGCUAAUUGAAAUGCAUUUUUUUUUCAAUAGUGUCAUUAAGCUA